Molecule: messenger RNA, 615 nt
Organism: Gadus chalcogrammus (walleye pollock)
Lineage: Eukaryota; Metazoa; Chordata; Actinopteri; Gadiformes; Gadidae
Gene: mpped2a
Product: metallophosphoesterase domain containing 2a
Exons: 3
Coding region: 91-615 (174 amino acids)
Molecular function (GO): hydrolase activity
Source: RefSeq, a predicted model, not a curated record
UCAUCGCGGCGGUUCUGAAGGAUGACCGCGCUGCCCGUGCGCUCCCCAUCUUGGUGACCUGGCGUCUGAUGUCCCAACGGCGGAAGCAUCAUGGCUCAUGGCAAAUCGACGAUUACCGUGGACGAGUACAGCUCCAACCCCACGCAGGCCUUCACACACUACAACAUCAACCAGAGCCGCUUUCAACCCCCGCACGUCCACAUGGUCGACCCCAUCCCCUACGACACCCCCAAGCCGACGGGACACACCCGGUUUGUGUGCGUGUCGGACACACACUCUCGUACGGAUGGCAUCCAGAUGCCCUACGGGGACGUGCUCCUGCACACCGGGGACUUCACUGAGCUGGGCCUGCCCUCGGAGGUGAAGAAGUUCAACGACUGGCUAGGCGGCCUCCCGUACGACUUCAAGGUGGUGAUCGCCGGCAACCAUGAGCUGACCUUCGACAAGGACUUCAUGGCGGAGCUGGUGAAACAGGAUUACUACCGCUUCCCGUCCGUCUCCAAGCUGAAGCCCGAGGACUUCGACAACGUGCAGUCGCUGCUCACCAACUGCGUGUACCUGCAGGACUCGGACGUCACCGUCAAGGGCUUUCGGAUAUACGGCACUCCAUGGUGA